ACAAAAGCAGCUGCUUGCAAAUAUUGCUUGUCGAGAUGAUGUUAUGUAAGUGUAUGUGGAGGGGUUUUUCUCCAAAAUCGAGUUCUCUAUUGUCAGCAAACAGAAGCUUGGUUGUAGGAUCAUUACAAAGAUGGAGCUCAAGCAGUCAGGAGGAAAAAAAGCCCAAGACUGGAAUUCUGUUGAUGAACAUGGGUGGCCCAGAAACAACUGACGAAGUUCACAGUUUUUUAUCAAAUUUAUUUCAUGAUGGUGAUCUUAUUCCUCUCCCUUUUCAAAAGUUUCUUGCACCUGUCAUCGCAAAACGAAGAACCCCCUCAAUACAAGAACAAUAUGCAAAAAUUGGAGGUGGUUCUCCUAUUAAGAAGUGGACACACAUCCAGGGUGAAGGAAUGGUGAAAAUUCUGGACCAGAUAUCUCCAGGAACAGCACCGCACAAAUAUUACAUUGGAUUCAGAUAUGUUGACCCCUUGACAGAAGAUGCAGUUGAUGCAAUGGAAAGAGACGGCAUCGAGCGUGCAGUGGCCUUCACACAGUACCCACAAUACUCUUGCUCCACCACUGGUAGCAGCUUGAAUGCUCUCCAUGGCCACUACAAACGAAACAACAGUAAGGCGAAGAUGAAAUGGAGUGUCAUAGACCGAUGGCCGACGCACCCAAAGCUAAUCAAAGCAUUUGCUGAUUCAAUUAAAGACGAACUAGCUGUAUUCGCGGAACAGGGGGUAGAAGACGACGUAGUGAUUCUUUUUUCGGCCCAUUCGCUUCCAAUGUCGGUUGUUAAUCGUGGAGACCCAUACCCACAAGAAGUUGGUGCAACUGUACAUAGAGUAAUGGAAGAGCUGAACUUCAGUAAUUCUUACAGACUGUGUUGGCAGUCAAAGGUUGGUCCUGCUGCUUGGCUUGGCCCUCAAACAUCAGAAUCGAUUGAAGGCCUAGUGAAAAACGGUCGAAAAAAUAUCCUCUUGGUUCCAAUUGCUUUCACAUCAGACCAUAUUGAAACUUUGUUUGAGCUGGAUAUCGAAUAUGCGGAAGUUCUUGGGAAAGAGGUUGGGGCCAAUGUUAGAAGAUCAAGAUCGAUGAACGACAACACUCUUUUUAUCGAGGCCAUGGCUGAUGUUGUGAAAACACAUUUACUUUCUGGCGAUUCAAGCUCUAAGCAGCUUCCACUCCGAUGUCCUAUGUGCAUAAAUCCGAAAUGCAAAGAAACAAAAACUUUUUUCCGUAGUUUUUCAUUUAAGGAUAUAUAAUAGCCUUGUUUUCA
Messenger RNA from Rhopilema esculentum, 1258 nucleotides. Its product is annotated as ferrochelatase, mitochondrial. Lineage: Eukaryota; Metazoa; Cnidaria; Scyphozoa; Rhizostomeae; Rhizostomatidae. Gene Ontology annotation, cellular component: mitochondrion. Gene Ontology annotation, biological process: heme biosynthetic process. Gene Ontology annotation, molecular function: protoporphyrin ferrochelatase activity. The record is from RefSeq and is a predicted model, not a curated record.